AUGCCUUCAAAACUUCUCUCAAAUCAGCCCAACAAGGCCAUCUACGUCGACAGCAUCGCCAGUCUCUCGGCUCCUCUGUCCUCCAUGUCAUCCACCUUCUCUCUCGUCUCUCUCUUGACUAUGGCCUACCACGUCCGAACACCACAGCCUGCCAACCAGGAACGCCUACUCACCCUCCUAAACACAAUGUCACCAGUCCUAAGAACAAACGCAGACCCAAGAUACUCCCGUGAAGAGGUCCUCAACUCAUUUGUCCACUUUCUCAGCCCCGUCCUCAACGGCAUGGCAGGCAUGCUUGAGCUCCUCGCCAACGUCGACGCCUUCUCGCAUCCAGAGGAUUUCCGUCAGUUCUGGAGCCUUGAGCAGAGCAAUCUCAUCAGGGACUUUGUAGAGAGUGGGGGACCUCUGCGGGGGAUGCAGGGCUACGAUGUCCCCUUCCUCGAGACCUUCGUCAAGGACUCGUCGUGCAGGAUCGCCCUCGGAAGCAACAAGGGCAUGCUUCUGCUUGUCCCUGGCGACGCCGAGGUCGGCGACGAUGUAUGGUGGGACGAAGAUGAGCAGCGUCUCACCGUCAGAAAGGGUGUUGAAGAUCUCAACACAAAUGUCGAAGCUUACCUCGAUAACACUUCAAGGAUAACCGUCAUGGCCAUUCCUUCCGCCACUUAA
This is a messenger RNA of Fusarium coffeatum, 666 nucleotides long. RefSeq lists its product as uncharacterized. The coding region runs from base 1 to 666 and encodes 221 amino acids. The transcript has a single exon. The record is from RefSeq and is a predicted model, not a curated record. NCBI's taxonomy places the organism in Eukaryota, Fungi, Ascomycota, Sordariomycetes, Hypocreales, Nectriaceae.